Messenger RNA from Oenanthe melanoleuca, 1020 nucleotides. RefSeq names its product brain-specific homeobox/POU domain protein 3. Gene Ontology annotation, biological process: regulation of transcription by RNA polymerase II. The record is from RefSeq and is a predicted model, not a curated record. Gene Ontology annotation, molecular function: RNA polymerase II cis-regulatory region sequence-specific DNA binding; DNA-binding transcription factor activity, RNA polymerase II-specific. The transcript has 2 exons. Bases 1 to 1020 code for a protein of 339 amino acids. Lineage: Eukaryota; Metazoa; Chordata; Aves; Passeriformes; Muscicapidae.
AUGAUGUCCAUGAACAGCAAGCAGGCGUUCAGCAUGCACCCCAUCCUGCACGAGCCCAAGUACCCGCACCUGCACAGCAGCUCCGAAGCCAUCCGCAGAGCCUGCCUGCCCGCCCCCCAGAUCCAGGGGAACAUCUUUGCGGGCUUUGACGAGACCCUGCUGCGGGGAGCCGAGGCUCUGGCCGCCGUGGAUAUCGUGUCGCAGAAAACUCACCCCUUCAAGCCGGACGCCACCUACCACACCAUGAGCAGCGUGUCCUGCACUCCUACCUCGUCCUCCGUGCACCUGCACCACCCGGCCGUGCUCAGCACGCACCACCCGCACCACCACCACCACCAGCCCUCGCAGGGCUUGGAGGGCGAGCUGCUGGAGCACCUGAACUCGGCGCUGCCGCUCCCGGGGGUGCCCGAGGUGGGCUCCACGCCCUCGCACCCGCACUCGCACAUGCCGCCCAUCGGCCACAUGGGCCACCACCCCCCCCAGCCCCCCAUGUCCCACCCCCACGGCCUCGCUUCCCACGCCGUCAUCUCCGGCCCCGAGACCGAGACGGACCCGCGGGAGCUCGAGUCCUUCGCCGAGCGCUUCAAGCAGCGCAGGAUCAAGCUGGGGGUCACCCAGGCCGACGUGGGCUCGGCGCUGGCCAACCUGAAGAUCCCCGGCGUGGGCUGCCUGAGCCAGAGCACCAUCUGCAGGUUCGAGUCGCUCACCUUGUCCCACAAUAACAUGGUGGCCCUCAAGCCCAUCCUGGAAGCGUGGCUGGAGGAGGCGGAGAGGGCGCAGAGGGAGAAAAUGACCAAACCCGAGAUCUACACGGGGGGGGACAAGAAGCGCAAGCGCACGUCCAUCGCCGCCCCCGAGAAGCGCUCGCUCGAGGCUUAUUUCGCCGUCCAGCCCCGGCCCUCCUCCGAGAAAAUCGCCGCCAUCGCCGAGAAGUUAGACUUGAAGAAGAACGUGGUGCGGGUCUGGUUUUGCAAUCAGAGACAGAAGCAGAAAAGGAUGAAAUUUUCUGCCACCUACUGA